CGGCAAUUCUCCUCAGCUGAGUGCUGCUGCGCUUGACUUGGCAAAGACGGCGAACAGCACGACCGCGCUUCCUGAGAUCGUACCUUUACCAUUAAUAUCUAGACCUCCAACGACUGCGCCAAAAUGCCCCUCUACCAAAUGUUCUGCAUUGCCAGUCAUUUUAGGGAAUACAAACACAUAAAAGACCUGGUGACCAUGUCUGCGAUGCAUGUGAUGAAUGAAGGCGGUGUAGUGCGAAAUAUCCAGUUCAACGGAACACAAACGCUUCCCGAACGAAUGCGGCGCCAUAAACAGUAUUACACCGUUGGAGACUAUUGGACGAUGCACUUUGACACCUCACCUCGCACACUACGCACACUGGCUGGAAUGAUGCGCCGAGAUCAUCGCGUUAUAAGAUGGACGAUGUUGAAGUUGGGUGAAAAGGCGGAAAAUGUGGUCACUUCAUCUGAGCAGACGGUGGAACGCCAUUUACCGACAUCACCGAGCAAAACCAGCACGCAUUGGUCCUUGUGACGCGUUUCUGAUAUCUUAUUUGAUUUCUGGUCUAGAACAUUUUGUGGAGUCAAUUUUGUGUUUUUGAAGACUCUAACCCAGCCAACGACGGACAAGCUUUCAAGUGGUUUGUUGUUCUACCCACUUUACCACCCCCCACAGGUCAUUCACUACCUGUACACCUUGGAGAUUUUCACCUUCCUCCUUGCGUUCACCAUCACCUUCUGGCCCGGUCCUGCGCAGCAGCAGGGCAUGCAUUCCAGCAGCCCGAGCACCAUGAUAAUCACUGAAAGAAAUUCGAAACGACGUGACUUUGUGAACGUUAGGACAUACCUUUCAAGUUCAUCUCCUACGUGAACACCGUCCUGCGUCUCCAUCGGGAUUGACUCAGACUGCGUGCUGGACGCAAGUGCAAGACGAAAUAUUUUGGCAUCCGGUUUCUCUAUUCCCACAGCCUCGCUCAGAAUAAUUGAGUCGAGGUACG
Molecule: messenger RNA, 976 nt
Organism: Suillus subalutaceus
Lineage: Eukaryota; Fungi; Basidiomycota; Agaricomycetes; Boletales; Suillaceae
Exons: 3
Coding region: 124-513 (129 amino acids)
Biological process (GO): translation
Cellular component (GO): ribosome; mitochondrial small ribosomal subunit
Molecular function (GO): small ribosomal subunit rRNA binding; structural constituent of ribosome
Source: RefSeq, a predicted model, not a curated record